AAUAAAGGUUCUCAUCGCGUUGUUGGUUUCACCUAUUCAACCUCGUCAGAUCAGUGAUUAGGCCUACACUACCUCAACCAAGGCAAUAUGUUUCUACAGUAUUGGAACAUGCAGGCAACAUCAGUUCAUGCUGACUGAAAUGAGUGAGUGGGAGUCGAGUCAUCACUAAGAAUAGCCCUGCAAUGAGGGACUAUGGUUCAGACUGUACUAGCUUUACACAGGCGGCUGCCUGCCCUUUCUCUCUCUGAUGUUUGGAUGUAAUGCUCAUGCAGGCCGACUAAACGUUCCGCCCUGCACUCUUCUUGCUUCUUAGGCCGACGGUUAAGAGUCUAUUUGCAAAUUCACCAAGAAGCGUGACUACAUUUUUAUAAGGGUCAGUGAAACUCGAAAAGCCCCCCCUUCCUUAGAGAAGAGGGAUCAGGAGAGGGUAACUGACACUGAGGGAGAGCACCUCCUUUAUGCUGUGAGCGAGGGAAGGGAUUGGGAGGAGGACGGGAGAGGUGUUUUCUUGCCAACACAGAGGUGUAGUGGUUGGGCCUGUGUGCUCCUCAGAUUCCAGUGAGUAUGAAGAGGUUUAGGAGACAUGGACAGGAGUCCCACAGAGAUCGGAUCAAACAGGAGCUCUAUGGGUUCAACAAGACGGUGGAGCAUGGUUUUCCCCACCAGCCCAGUGCUCUGGUCUUCAGUCCCACUCUACAGCUCCUGGCCAUCGGCACACGCUCUGGAGCCAUCAAACUGUAUCCUUCAAUAGACACUCAGAGGGAGAGAGGGCUGGAUGGCUGUGUAAGAGUGCAACAUUUAAGCAUCAACAUAUUUGACCCAGUUGGUCUCAGUUACCCUCUGCUUUAGCUGUCUGUGGUUAGUGUGUAUUUGUGUGGAGUUAUUUUUCCAGGCUAUUGCUCAGCCCUGACUGUACCAGACAGGCGUUGUGUGUGUGUGUGUGUUUUUGUAUCUCUGUUUUUAGUGCGCUUUGAUUCAUCUGACACAAUCGUGCUCAUUGACCGUGUGGAACCAGUCGGCACACUAUCCCCAUUCAUUCCCUACGAUAACCCAUCAUUAUAACUCUGUCACACAAUGGGGCACAUUGUUCGGUUCUAAUACAAAACAAAUUCUAUGAAUAAAUGUAAUAUUAGCCAAUGGCAGGGCAGUCAGAUAAGACUGACAGAACAGACAAUCUCUUUCUGUAGAUGCAUGUGGACCCUUUCAAUACAGUGUAGUAAAAGAAACACGUGUGUAAGUCUAUGAAUGCUUCAGGUGUGUGUGUGUGUGUGUGUUCUUUAACCCGAGGUAAGUUAUGGGGCUCCAGGUGUCGAGUUCAUGGGUCUACAUGAUGAGAACGCUGCCGUAACACAGGUCCAUUUCUUACCACAGCAGGUUGACUUGGUGACUCUGUUGGAUGACAACAGUCUCCACAUGUGGACCCUCAGAGCUCACCAAGGAGUCUCUGAGCUGCUGGAGAUAGGCCGCUUCACACUUACUGGACCACCGGGUGCUUCUCCCAGUGUGACUCGUGUGACGGCGGUGCUGACCCACUCCUCUGGGGACCUGUUGUUUCUGGGAACAGAGGGGGGACACGUGUUCGUAGUGGAGGUACCGGGCUUCAGAGAACUAGAGGAGAGGAACAUUAGCCUGGAGAACGUCACCAACAGUUUACCAGAGGACUAUGGAGGUCGUAGGAGCUUGGAGCAUGUCGAGUCCUUACAGGAGAAUCCUGUCAACCCACGCCAGGUUCUGAUUGGCUACGGACGAGGCAUCAUGGUCAUCUGGGACCUGGAGCGCCAAUCAGCCGUCAAACACAUCCCCGCUACUCAGCAACUAGAGAGCGUGUGGUGGACGGAGGACGGUGGCCAUGUUCUCAGUUCCCAUAGCGACGGGAGCUACUGUCGCUGGAUGGUGGCCGGGGAGGGGACACAGAGCGAACAGGAGAAGUCUGAAGUACCGUACGGCCACUUCCCCUGUAAGGCCAUCUCUAAAAUCAUCCAGCUCCCUACAGAACAAGGGCCUCCUUUCCUGUUCCUCAGUGGCGGCAUGCCCCGGGCCAGCUACGGAGACAGACACUGUAUCAGUGUGAUCCACAGUAAAACACACGUGGCUCUGGACUUCACCUCCAGAAUCAUCGACUUCUUUGUCAUCAGAGACGGACCAGACCAUACAGGCGACCCCAGUGCGUUGGUGGUCUUAGUAGAGGAGGAGUUGGUAGUGAUAGAUCUCCAGACUGAAGGGUGGCCAGUCAUCCAGACUCCGUACCUGGUCCCUCUCCACUGCUCUGCCAUCACCUGCUCCCACCAUGUCUCUGCUAUACCACUGAAGCUGUGGGAGAAGGUCCUGUCUGCCGGAGCACUGCAGAACACACACUACUCUAAGAAGCCGUGGCCUAUAACAGGAGGACAGAACCUGUCUCCCGACGCUCCUCAGCGAGACCUACUUCUCACAGGGCACGAGGACGGUACGGUCCGUUUCUGGGAUGCGUCGGGGGUCUGUCUGUACCCCAUGUACAAGCUGAGCACGGCAGGGGUGUUCCUCACUGACGCAGAACCCAAUGACAACAUGAACCAGUGCACGGAGGGAGAGUGGCCACCUUUCAGAAAGGUGGGUUGUUUUGACCCGUACAGUGAUGACCCUCGCCUGGGCGUUCAGAAGAUCCAUCUGUGUAAAUACAGCGGUUACCUGACUGUAGCUGGCACCGCUGGACAGAUCCUGGUGUUAGAGCUGAAUGAUGAGGCAGCGGAACAGACGGUGGAAGCCACGGUAGCUGACCUGUUACAGGGACAGGAGGGCUUCCGCUGGAAGGGCCACACGCGUCUGGAGGUGAAGGAGGAGCCGGUGAGGUUCCCCCCAGGAUUCCAGCCCUUUGCCCUGGUCCAGUGUCAGCCUCCUGCCGUUGUCACCGCCCUAACCCUGCACUCUGAGUGGAAGCUAGUGACCUUCGGGACCAGCCACGGCUUCGGACUCUACGACUACCAGCAGAAAAGCAACGUCCUCGUCAGGUGUACUCUGAACCCCAGUGACCAGCUGGCUAUGGAAGGUCCUCUGUCCAGAGUAAAGAGCAUUAAGAAGUCUCUCCGCCAGUCCUUCAGGAGGAUCAGACGCAGCCGAGUGUCUUUACGCAAACACCACGUCAACAGCGCUGCUAAGGUGCAGGAGGCCAAUGCUCGUCUGGAGGCUGAGCUAGCAGAGAUGGAGUUGGCUCCUGUUCAGAGAAAGAUAGAGGCUCGAUCCUCAGACGACUCCUUCACUGGCCUCGUUCGCACGCUGUACUUCGCUGACACUUUCCUCUCAGACAGCUCCCAUCACACGCCCUCUCUCUGGGCAGGGACCAAUGGGGGCUCGGUAUUCGCCUACCAGCUCCGCCUACCGCCUGUGGAACGCAGAGCAGAGGACCCCGUCUCCGCCCACCCUGCUAAGGAGAUCCAGCUGAUGCACCGUGCUCCAGUCGUGGGCAUCGUGGUGUUGGACGGCCACGGUUCCCCUCUGCCUGAGCCCCUGGAGGUGGCCCACGACCUGGCCCGCUCAGCUGACAUGCAGGGCUGCCACCAGCUACUGGUCAUAUCAGAGGAACAGUUCAAGGUGUUCACCCUGCCGAAGGUGAGCGCUAAGAUGAAGUUAAAGCUCACCGCCAUCGAUGGUUCGCGCGUGCGCAGGGUGGGCGUGGCCUGGUUCGGCAGCAACCGCUCGGAGGACUACGGUGAGAGCGGCCUCACCGUCCUGACCAAUCAGGGAGACCUCCACGUGGUGUCAUUGCCGGGGGUGAAAUUGCAGGUCCAGUACCCCUGUAUCCGCAGAGAGGACGUCAGCGGCAUCGCAUCCUGUGUCUUCACCAAACACGGACAGGGUUUCUACCUGAUCUCUCCGUCUGAGUUUGAGCGUUUCUCUCUGUCCGCUCGCUGUGUGGUGGAGCCCAGGUCUCUAGUGGAGGUGCCCUCCCAAACGCCCAGCACCACCCUGCCUCGGGCGCAGCCUGACGGGCCGUCUGUGAAGCACAGAAAUUCCACGCGGGACACCGAUGACAUGGAGAGCUCUGCUAGACGUGUGAUGGAGCAUGCUUUGCUGAAUGACGAGACUGUGCUUCAGGAGAUCCAGAAGUCUCUAGAAGGAUACCAGCCGACGUUCCUGGAGAACAACGUGAAGAGUGCUCUCGCUGGAGGGAAGGUGCUGACCAAUGGAGACUGAGCCAAUCCUUCCUGGUCAUGAGACGUCGUGGAGUCUGCCUAGCAAACUACGCCAACACUACUAAUACUGCCACUACUGACCCCUGAACCAUGACCCCUAGCCCCCAGAGACUGAAACCUCACCCCCUAACCCAAAAAGACUGACUCACUGUGUGUCCCAAAUAGCACUCUUUUCCCCAAGUAGUGCACUGCUUUUUACCAAGCCCAUAUAGGGCGAGUAGUGUAUGAGGACUAGGGUGUGAUUUGUGCCCAUCUAGAGAGGAGACAGGGUCCACCGGCUGUGCCUAGAGACCAACCACUGUACUGUAAUACCAUCCUACACUUGGUACCUCUACACCUGCAACACAGUGGUAAUGAUAUGGUCAUUCCGCUGACACGCUUGUCCAAAGCCACUAACAGUUCAAACACAUUCACACACAAGCCAUAAUUGCAUUUAACACACCCUACUCGCUCACCCACCCAUUCUCUCCUCACCCCGACCCCAGUCACGGCCUUCCGACCUUCAGCCUUUCACCAUUUGAACCCAAGCUGACCUGUGGAACUCUGUUUCGUCCAAUCCCAACCCUGCCUCGGCACAUCCUCGCUUGCCUUCGUCUCCGAGAGAGAGACAAGGUUGGAGACUGGGAGAUACAGGGAGGAACAAUGGACAUGUUUUUAUUCCCAUUUUAUUUGUAAUUUAAUUUGACAUGUGAUUUUAGUAUUUUUGUUUUGAUUCAACCUACAAUCUAGAUGGAUUGGGGGGGGGGGGGAAUUGUACAAGAAUGUUUAGAAAGUGACCUGUUUGACAUGGUAGUUUGUUGCUAAUGCUGACAAGACAUUGUUUGGGGCGAAUCAGAACAGUUAAUUCUAAACCAAACCUAAUCCUAGAACAUCAGCCUGGCAGCCAGAAAAAUAACCCGUAUCCACAAAGCCUCUGAGUAGGAGUGAUGAUCUAGGAUCAGUUUAGGUUUAUAAGAUUAUAUGGACAGAUCCUAGAUCAGCAUUCCUUGUGUAUACAUGCCCUGUUCCUGCUUUAGCCAACCUCAGAAACUGAUCUAACUACCAGACUAGUCGUGCAAGACCACUGUGCCGUAAAUAUCUCCCCAAGCGGUUUUUGCUAACUAACCUCCCUCUUUGCCUCCCCUACCGUCCGCUCGUUAAGGUGUAAUAACCAGUUAUAAGUUAUAACCUGUCGUAGGUACUUGUCCACUACCGUGUAGCACACAAUGUCUAGGGGAACAACUUUCUAUGGGGGUUUUGCAUUUUUAUCAUGUUAAACGUCUUUUGUUUUGAACACCGCAUUGAAUAAUGUAAUUUAGGAAUGUAAUUUUAAGAUAUUGUAGUCAAAUGUUUAAUAUAUAUAUGUACUAUAUGAUGAUUCUAGGCCUGCAGUUGGGCCUGUUUUGUUAAUGGGGGUUGGCUGCUAUAGUCGGAUCUUACAAGGAAAUAUUUUGGUACUGUUUCUCCGAAAUGCUGGGUAUUUUAGCAUUUUAUGGUCUCUAGAAUAUAUUUUUGUAGUGAAUGGUCGAGUAUGAGAACCCUAAUUUUUGGAUUGCUAACUUUCACACUACAUAAUGUCCUGCUGGAAAAUGAAUACAAGUUUUUUUUCACAAGA
Molecule: messenger RNA, 5763 nt
Organism: Salmo salar (Atlantic salmon)
Lineage: Eukaryota; Metazoa; Chordata; Actinopteri; Salmoniformes; Salmonidae
Source: RefSeq, a predicted model, not a curated record